CGAGAGACCGCGGGAAAAUUCCAAGAGUCGACACAAACACAAAGCCAAAUAGGAAGGCAAGCCAAGUUCUCAAGCCACAAGAGCCCGGGCCGUGGCGUCCUUCCUGUCACGAGCCAAGUGCCAAAGCAGCGCUGGUGAGGACCACCCGGUCUCUAUGACAGGGCAUCACUGUUUCCCAAGAUGGCUCAAGAUUCUGUGCUUGUUUCUGAAUGUCAAUUUUGGCUGAAGAAGCUUUCUAUGUGGGAACAGGCCUCCUCCACUCUAGAAACUCAACAAGACACCUGUUUUCACCUGUCCCAGUUCCAGGAGUUCCUGAAGCAAAUGUAUGACUCUUUGAAAGAAAUGGAUUUUAAUAUAAUCAUGGAAAGAUACCCCCAAAUUGGUCAUCUGUUAUCCAAAACUUGCCGGAAUCCUUUUAUCUUAGCAUAUGAUGAAAGUCAAAAAUAUCUAAUAUGGUGCUUAUGUUGUCUGAUUAAAAAAGAGCCACAGAAUUCUAGAGAAUCUGAACUUAACUUCUGGAUACGGGGUUUGUUAUCUCAGAUACUUUCAGCAUUCAGACUUGAUACAAAAGAAGUUGGUUUUUUUACUAAAAGUCUUGGAUAUGAGCCUAUAGAUUACUAUCCUGGAUUGCUUAAAAAUAUGGUUUUAUCAUUAGUGUCUGAACUCAGAGAGAAUCAUCUUAACGGAUUUAACACUCAAAGUCGAAUGGCUCCUGACCGAAUGACAUCUCUGUCACAAGUUUGUGUCCCACUUGUUACUCUGCCUGAUUUUGAACCCUUGGUGGAGGCCCUGCUCACUUACCAUGGACAUGAACCUCAGGAAAUCCUCCGGCCUGAGUUCUUUGAAGCUGUAAAUGAGGCCUUUUUGCAGAGGAAGAUUUCACUCCCUUUGUCAGCUAUAAUCACUCUGUGGCUUCGGCACCUUCCCAGUCUUGAAAAAGCAAUGCUGCGUCUUUUUGAAAAGCUACUCUCCAGUGAGAGAAACUGUCUGAGGAAGAUGGAAUGCUUUAUAAAAGACUCAUGGCUGCCUCAAGCAGCCUGUAACCCUGCCAUAUUCAGAAUUGUUGAUGAAAUGUUCAGGUUCGCACUCCUGGAAACGGAUGGAGCCCCAGAAGUAGUAACCUCUCUGCAAGUGUUCACAAGAUGCUUUGCAGAAGCUCUGGAGAAAGAAAACAGAGAGCUGAAGUUUGCACUCAGGACCUACUUUCCCUAUGCUGCUCCAUCUCUCACUACCGUGGUGUUGCAGCAUCCUGAAGCUAUCCCUCCAGAACACCAGCUCCAGCCUCUGCAGCAGAUUUCUGCGUUGCUCAGAGAAGCAGUUGAAGGCCAGAUUUGUGGGUCCCAAGGUUAUCCCUUUGAGAGCUGGUUUUUGCUCGCUCACUUUGGAGGAUGGAUUGACAUGGCAGCUCAGCAGUUACUGAGGUUGGAAGCUGAACCUCCUGCAGCCCUGCUGUGGCUCUUGGCAUUCUACUAUAGCCCCCAGGAUGGGAGGCAGCAGAGGGCACAGACCAUGAUAGAGCUAAAGGCUGUGCUGGACUACCUCCUGACACUGCUCUCAAGUGCCCCACUCUCAGCCAUGGAUCUCCAGGUGGCCUCUGUCCAGAGCAGCAACGGAGACUCCAGAUCACUGGUAUGUGGACAGCUGGUCAGAUGCCUCAUCCUGAACUUCCUGCUCUGGGCUCCAGAAUGCCAUGCAAUUGCCCAGGAAGCUAUCACCCUUAUGGCGCACAAUGAAGAGAUAACUCAAGAGAUUAUUGGCUUUCUUCACCAGACCUUGUACAGAUGGGAGCAUCUUGGCCAUGAAGCCCUGAGGUCAGGAAAGCUAGCCAGAGAGCUCCUUCAGCAUCUGCAAGCUCAAGUGUAGCAAGAAGCACGCUGCAUGAGGGCUUGCCAAGGCCAGGGACAGGGGAUGUGACA
Molecule: messenger RNA, 1916 nt
Organism: Dipodomys ordii (Ord's kangaroo rat)
Lineage: Eukaryota; Metazoa; Chordata; Mammalia; Rodentia; Heteromyidae
Gene: Fancc
Product: Fanconi anemia, complementation group C
Exons: 15
Coding region: 181-1863 (560 amino acids)
Biological process (GO): interstrand cross-link repair; nucleotide-excision repair; cellular response to oxidative stress
Cellular component (GO): Fanconi anaemia nuclear complex
Source: RefSeq, a predicted model, not a curated record